This is a messenger RNA of Phyllostomus hastatus (greater spear-nosed bat), 2031 nucleotides long. RefSeq names its product vesicle transport through interaction with t-SNAREs 1A (gene VTI1A). The record is from RefSeq and is a predicted model, not a curated record. Gene Ontology annotation, molecular function: SNAP receptor activity; SNARE binding. The transcript is spliced from 9 exons. Bases 329 to 1003 code for a protein of 224 amino acids. NCBI's taxonomy places the organism in Eukaryota, Metazoa, Chordata, Mammalia, Chiroptera, Phyllostomidae. Gene Ontology annotation, cellular component: SNARE complex; ER to Golgi transport vesicle membrane; endoplasmic reticulum membrane. Gene Ontology annotation, biological process: vesicle fusion with Golgi apparatus; retrograde transport, endosome to Golgi; macroautophagy.
UCCAGAACGUGGAAGGGUUAAAAAAAAAAUCAGUCCUCCCCUAAAAGAAGGAUAUUUUUGGAGACUUUUGGGUGCACUAAUUAACGUGCUUUUCCUUAGAGAAUUUGUUAGUUUUGAAGUCUGAUAGGAAAAAAGAAAGCAUACCAACCCCAAUUCCGGGGGACCAAGAUUGCGACGGACAACCAGGAAGCGGCCGGGCUGGGAGCUGUCCCGGGUUCUCCGCUCUGCUUUGGAGGGCGGUUCCGAAUCCCUUCACCGCGUUCCCUUACUUGUUUGACCCCCUGCCCGGACCUAGGCUCCGGCCCGGGUCUGUCACUCCGGAGCCGCCAUGUCGUCGGAUUUCGAAGGCUACGAGCAGGACUUCGCGGUGCUCACUGCAGAGAUCACGAGCAAGAUUGCCAGGGUCCCUCGACUCCCACCGGAUGAGAAGAAACAGAUGGUUGCCAAUGUGGAGAAACAGCUCGAAGAAGCAAAAGAACUGCUUGAACAGAUGGAUUUGGAAGUCCGAGAGAUACCGCCCCAAAGCCGAGGGAUGUACAGCAACAGAAUGAGAAGCUACAAGCAAGAAAUGGGAAAACUGGAAACAGAUUUUAAAAGGUCACGGAUCGCCUACAGUGACGAAGUACGCAAUGAGCUCCUAGGGGAUGAUGGGAAUUCCUCGGAGAACCAGUUGAUAAAAUUACGUGAAGAGAGGGCACAUCUGCUCGAUAACACAGAGAGGCUGGAAAGGUCAUCUCGGAGACUAGAGGCUGGAUACCAAAUAGCAGUGGAAACCGAGCAAAUUGGCCAGGAGAUGUUGGAAAACCUCAGCCAUGACAGAGAAAAGAUAAAGAGAGCACGGGAAAGGCUGCGGGAGACAGAUGCCAACUUGGGGAAAAGCUCCAGGGUUCUGACGGGGAUGUUGAGAAGAAUCAUCCAGAACCGCAUCCUGGUCGUCGUCCUGGCCAUCACCCUGGUUGUCACCAUCCUGAUGGCGAUCAUUUUUUCUCUCAGAAGACACUGAUGUAUCUGCUCUUCCUUGAUAAACAGCAACCGCGGCUUGUUCUGAGUAAUUAAGACAAAAUGGUCACAUGCAUCAUCCUUUGGCGCCGACAGGCCCCGAGCGACCCUCCUCUCUCGCCACUGUACAGCUGAAGUGCAAAGAGUGUAAAAGAUAUUUUUUAUUCUCGUUUGCAUGUGGGUUGGUUUCCUUUUCUAGGCUUGUCUUCACCCAGAUUUGUUUUUCAUGGGGGAAGGUGGGUGUUGACUUGCCUUUUGGUCAUUUCACCUACUGACCAAAAUAGCCCUGGUGAUGUCCUUCCUUGCCCCGUGUCCAUGUCAGGGGUCAUGGUCUGGGAGAGGGCGUAAUGAGUCUGUCACGGGGGCUUCUGAUGGGCCGUGCUGUUUGUCACACACCUCUUGUCACCGACUUGCCCUUCUGUGAUGUCCAAGGAUAAAAAUGCAGAGAAAAGCAGGGGUCAGAGCCAGUGACCGGAUUCAGCAAACCAGCCCUGUUCCUACCCCAGCAUAAUGAAUAGAGUCAACCUGCUGAAUGUGUUCAUUGUGAAGGUGGGUAUUUCAUGUCAGUUGCGCAGGAAAUUGACUUAGCACUUUCUCUGUUUUUCUACGCAUAUUUUUUCUUUACACCCAAGACUAUUUUUGCUGAGCCUGCCCAAUAUCCACUUUUCACAACUUUGAUUACUGGCUUCAAGAAAUAGUUCCAUACCUUCCCCAAAAUCCCAUGCUCCCCAGAAUUUGCUGGCAAAGUGAGUCCUGGCCCUGUAUUUAAUUGUGACCUCCUCUCCCCUGACCUGUGUAAGCAUUCCUGUAUCCUUUCGGUUUUAAUAUUUGCACUGCCGAAAGCAGCCCUCAGACAUGCAAAAGGUCUGACAAGGUUCUCUCCACAUCCAUUUCCGUAUGUAAAGAGAACAUGAAUAUUUCAGGAAGAGCAAGAACAUGACUCCGUCAGUGUGAAAUUUCAGAUGUGAUUAUAAAUAUGGUGGAGUCCUAUAGGAUGAUCCGCUAGAAAUAAACUUUAUGGAAAAAAAAAAA